AUGGCUCUUCUUGCUCAGAUGCGCCGCGCACUUUCGCUGGCACGCGUUGUUUACCUAUUUGAAUUUUUUAAGCUUAUGAUCUUUCUAUGCCCUGGAGCUAGACAUAAUUACCACGCCAUGACUGUUGAAUCUGAAAGCAAAAGACAGAAAACCGACAGCGAAUGGUUUCCUCCUUCUGUGACGCACAUGGAAAGUCCUUUUUCUUACUCGACUUCCACGUUCCACUCCGAAAUUCCAAAGACCGUCUUGACAAACCGAAACGAACCAGUAUACCUUGGAGUUGAUGAGGCCGGGAGAGGACCUGUAAUGGGACCAAUGGUCUAUGGAAUAUCGUAUUGUCUUGAAUCUUACCUGAAAGAACUUAAAAAAUUCGGCUUUGCAGAUUCGAAGACCUUGAAAGAAGACAAGAGACAGCAGCUCUUUGAAAUAAUAGAAGAGCAUGAUCACGAAUUAAAUGACAACGUUGGAUGGGCUACCUGCACUAUGACUGCCAAGGAUAUACUGAGUGGGAUGUUACAGUCCAGCCAUGGUAAGGGUGCCUACAAUUUGAAUGAACAGGCCCAUGAUACAACCAUACAACUUAUUAAACAGGUAUUAGCCAAGGGAGUUAAUUUAAAGUACAUCUACGUGGAUACAGUUGGUCCACCUGCAAGUUAUCAGGUGAAACUACAGAAGGAGUUUCCAAACUGUUCUAUAACUGUAGCCAAGAAAGCUGAUAGCAUAUACCCCAUAGUAAGUACAGCGUCGGUAGUUGCUAAGGUGACGCGUGAUUUUAACUUGAAAUACUACUUGCAAAAUUUGGAAUACUUGCAAGGACAGUCGAUUGGAUCAGGAUAUCCGUCUGAUCCCAACACCAGCCGUUGGCUCAAUGGGAACGUUGACAAGGCAUUUGGAUGGAAUUUUGGGUUGAUUAGAUUUCUGUGGCAGACAGCAAAGGAUUCUCUAGUUAAACAUGGGGCACAUGAGGUGAUAUAUGAGGAAGAUUGUAUUAAGCAGGACUCAGGUUACGUUGAGAUAGACAGCUUUUUCUGUGAGAAUCCACAAACUGAUAAAUUAAAGAAUGACUUUUAUGGUAAAGCGGUAAGCUUAUAA
Messenger RNA from Dujonia railenensis, 1092 nucleotides. The record is from the annotation of a GenBank genome assembly. NCBI's taxonomy places the organism in Eukaryota, Fungi, Ascomycota, Pichiomycetes, Serinales, Debaryomycetaceae.